Molecule: messenger RNA, 2166 nt
Organism: Hypoxylon trugodes
Lineage: Eukaryota; Fungi; Ascomycota; Sordariomycetes; Xylariales; Hypoxylaceae
Product: MFS general substrate transporter
Exons: 6
Coding region: 381-2036 (551 amino acids)
Biological process (GO): transmembrane transport
Molecular function (GO): transmembrane transporter activity
Source: RefSeq, a predicted model, not a curated record
GGUGGUGAGAUUAAAUCAUAAAGGAUAUUAUCCCGUGGAGUUCGUGUAAUUCCUUGUCAAUAGCAACCAAUCAAGAGCCGAAUAAGGCAUGAUACUCGAUAUUCGGGUGGCCGAGUUCUUAGCCGGUAUCAGUGGGGAAGAUUUUGAAGAUGUCUAGUACCCCAUGGGACAUACCCGUUUCCCCAAGUUUCAGAGGCGCGGAGUAUUUUUUGAUCAGGGCCAGAUCAAUGCGGAGUUACUGCCGAUCUAUGUUUGAAUGGUGAUGGAAUGCCACGAUGUUACCCUCUAAUGCACCGGUGCACCGUCAUUUGAAACCCCCUGUUUGUACUACCUAGCUGUAGACAACUUUUUCAUUGUUCACGUUGAAGCGAGUCGCCACGAUGCCUUGGGGAAUUCUUGAGGAUAAGCAUAUGGACCAUGUCCCCGGCACGAUAAUACUUGCCGAUCAGACUGACGUACCGGAAGAAUAUCGAAACAUUUCUCGAGAACUACUCAAGCAUGGUACAGGAAGAUAUUCCCACAUCAUAUUGGCUCCUCAACCAACCGAUUCACCGAACGAUCCUUUGAACUGGCCAACAUGGAAGAAAGAUGCUAUCCUAGUAAUCGUGGGAUUAUCAGCUGGUGUUGUGGGCGCGUAUGGCCCAAUGCUUUCUCCAGGAUUCGUCGAAAUCGCCGCAGCACUUGACAUAACCGUCAAUACACUAUCACAAGCGACAGCCUGGGUCAUUCUGCUGAUUGGAAUUUCUUUAUUCGUAUUCAAUCCGUUGGCGAAGAAGAUUGGACGGCGCCCAGUAUAUGUGAUGUCAAGUAUCAUAUUAUUGACCGGAAGCAUAUGGGGUUCAGUUGCGAAGAACUAUUCCAGUUUCUUGGGCAGCAGAAUAUGGAGUGGUUUCGGCAUGGCUCCAUAUGAAGUCCUCGUCCAGUGUACGAUAGCCGACAUUUACUAUGUCCACCAACGUGCUACUAGGAUUGCUAUCUGGAACAUGUUUUUGUUAUGUGGUAUUAGUGGCGGCGCCCUCAUUGCCGGGUACAUCAUCGAGGACCAAGGGUGGCAAUGGACAUUGAUUUGGUGUGCCAUCAUUUUCGGUAUCCUCCUACCUCUAGUGAUACUCUUCGUCCCCGAGACGGCUUAUCGUAGGCAAUCAUACGAGCAACAACUCGCAACCAGAGCCAUGACUACCCGAGAUGCCAAGUCGAACAAUUCAGAAAAGAAAGAUGCGCCUUCAGAACAAGAAAGUGGGAGAGUAGAAACCGUGGAAACUGGAGCGGUGGUUGAACGCAAAGACUCGUACUUACGAAGCUUGAGGUUGUGGACUGGUGUCUAUACCGAUACUCCCCUGUGGAAGAUCUUCCUACGCCCAAUGGUGGUCUUUUUCUAUCCGGCGGUCCUCUGGGGGUUUCUGUUAUAUGGUAUAACAUUGAGCUGGAUUGUGGUCUUCAGUGUCGUGAACGCUGUGAUUUUCACGGCGCCACCAUACAAUUUCUCGGUGUCUGAGACAGGCCUCAUCUCAUUAUCGCCGUUUAUACUAACAUUCAUCGGAGAGAUCGCAUCCGGUCCAUUGAAUGAUUGGGUCUGUCUGUAUUUGGCCAAAAAGAACCGUGGUAUUUACGAGCCUGAGUUUCGAUUACCACCUAUCAUCAUCUCGUUUCUCAUGGGUAUCGCGGGGUUCUUUGGAUUUGGUGCUACCGUUCAUUUCCAGACGCAUUGGACUGGUCCUGUCUUAUGCUUUGGUCUUGCGAACAUGAGUCUUGCGUUUUCUAAUGCAAGUAUUUUUGGAUACAUUAUCGACUCUCAUAAGGAAUUGAGUGAAGAAGCAUUCGUAGCUAUUAAUGCCCGAAAUCUGUUGACGUUCGGUCUGACCUACUUCGUCAACGAUUGGCUCGCAAAGGAUGGUGUUCUAGCGGUCUUCAAUGUGCUGGGCAGUGUAUUUGUCGCUGUAAAUGUGCUAACGAUCCCGCUAUGGAUUUUCGGGAAACGAUUCAGGUCAUUCAUCGCUAGGAAUAAGACGCUGCAUCGAUUCAUGCACGAAGAUUAGAUGAUAAGAAACGAUACAACAUUUACAUGUUGAGAUAUAUUUGUAAUUUGAAUAAGAAGGUUUUAGAUUCUUAGAAUUAGAUGUUGAUUAUUUCAAGAGCGACAAGAUUGAAUGAAAAGAGUUGGAAUUU